Molecule: messenger RNA, 3291 nt
Organism: Gastrolobium bilobum
Lineage: Eukaryota; Viridiplantae; Streptophyta; Magnoliopsida; Fabales; Fabaceae
Exons: 7
Coding region: 173-2833 (886 amino acids)
Molecular function (GO): protein binding
Source: RefSeq, a predicted model, not a curated record
UAAAAAACACUGCAGAACCCCAACUACACACAACACACACAGCAUAGGGCUCCGUUCCCAAUCUCUCUCAUUCUCAAUGCGUCAUUGGAUCUGAGUUCCAACACCUCAAAACUGUGAACUAAGAUCCGAUUCUUGACCCGAUCCAUAUGGGAAUGCGAAUGCCUCAUAAGCCAUGACCAAAGCCGUCGUAAAGAACCACGAACAAAACGACGACGACGAACAUUAUUGUUUCUACGACUCCAACGACCGCUUACUCUCCUCCUCCUCCUGUUCCACCUCCACCUCCGACGACGGCAACACCACUCCCAAAAACGACACCGACAACAUAAAAAACGACACCUCCAAUCCAAACUCUCCUACUCAUGUCCUGCUCCAAUUCCCCUUCGCCACCAUGUGCAAGUACGAUGUAUGGAUCUCCGAACCCUCCUCUGUCUCCGAACGCCGCACCCGCCUCCUCCACCAGUUCGGCCUCGCCGAACCGCCUUCCGCCUUCGCAAUCGCCGGAUCUGUCUCUUCUCAUCACCACCACCUGAGGCGCACCGACACUUCUGGUUGCGCCUCCGUUGCGGCCGGGAUAUCCCGAUCGAAAUACGACGGCGCGGCGCAUCGCGGCGAUCAUUGUUACAAGUCUUGCACAUGUUGUGGUCCUUGUUUUUGUGGGUCUUCGAUUCUUCUUUCUAUUCGUUCGGUCGAACCGGAGAGUGAGACCGGUUCGCUUGUAAAUAACGGUGUCAAUGGCAAUGGUGGGUCCGUAAUUGUUGCGGGUUCUACUUCCCUGAAUAAGCCACCUUCGGGGAAAAUUUGCAAAAGGGUGUACGGAAAUGGUGGAAUUGGAGCUGAUUCAGUGGAGGAGGGUUUGGACAGGGUCGAUGAACAAGCGUGCACGAUAAGAGAUCUGGAUAAUGGGAAGGAGUUUGUGGUGAAGGAGGUUAGGGAAGACGGUAUGUGGAACAAGCUCAAGGAAGUGGGAACUGGGAAGCAUUUGACUAUGGAGGAAUUUGAGAUGACCGUAGGGCACUCCCCAAUUGUUAAAGAGCUAAUGCGGAGGCAGAAUGUGGAGAAGGGUAAUGGGGAUGGUGUUGAUUUGAAUGUGAAUGGCGGUGUUGGUGGUGGUGGUUGUGGUGAUGGUGAUGGUUGCAAGGUGAAGAAGAGAGGGAGUUGGUUAAAGAGUAUAAAGAGUGUUGCAAGUGUCAUGGCAGGUCAUAAGGAGAGGCGGAGUGGCGAUGAGAGGGAUACCUCAUCCUUGGAGAAGGGUGGCCGGAGGUCGAGCUCUGCCACAGAUGAUAGCCAGGAUGGUUCAUUUCAUGGGCCUGAGAGAGUGAGGGUUAGGCAAUAUGGGAAGUCAUGUAAAGAGCUUACAGGGCUUUAUAAGAGCCAGGAGAUACAGGCUCAUGAUGGAUCCAUUUGGAGCAUUAAGUUUAGCUUGGAUGGGAAGUAUCUUGCUAGUGCAGGUGAGGAUUGUGUUAUCCAUGUUUGGCAGGUAGUGGAGUCGGAGAGGAAGGGUGAGCUGCUGCUGAUGGAGAAACCAGAAGAUGGGAAUAUGAAUAUGUUGUUUGUUGUGAAUGGAUCUUCGGAACCGGCUCUGCUGUCCCCUGGCAUGGACAAUAAUCCAGAGAAGAAAAGGGGGAGAUCGUCUGUUAGCAGAAAGUCAUUGAGCUUGGACCAAUUAUUGGUGCCGGAAACUGUGUUUGCACUCACUGAAAAACCCUUUUGCUCCUUUAAGGGUCAUCUCCAUGAUGUGCUUGACCUAUCUUGGUCCAAGUCUCAGCACUUGCUCUCAUCUUCGAUGGACAAAACAGUGCGGCUGUGGCAUUUGUCUCGCAAGUCUUGUUUGAAAAUUUUUUCACACGGUGACUAUGUAACGUGCAUACAGUUUAAUCCUGUUGAUGAUAGAUACUUCAUUAGUGGAUCUUUGGAUGCUAAGGUUCGCAUAUGGAGCAUUCCUGAUCGACAAGUUGUUGAUUGGACUGAUCUGCAUGAGAUGGUCACUGCUGCUUGUUAUACGCCUGAUGGUCAGGGCGCACUAGUUGGCUCAUAUAAGGGUAGCUGCCAUUUAUAUAAUACAUCUGAAAAUAAGUUUCAACAGAAAAGUAAGAUAAAUUUGCAGAACAGGAAAAAAAAAUCAAAUCACAAGAAAAUUACUGGCUUCCAGUUUGUCCCAGGAAGUUCUUCAGAAGUACUCGUCACAUCUUCUGAUUCACGGAUUCGGGUUGUUGAAGGUGUUAAUCUGGCUCAUAAGUUUAAAGGAUUUCGAAAUGCAAAUAGCCAAAUUUCAGCCUGCCUCGCAGCAGAUGGUAAAUAUGUUGUCUCAGCAAGUGAGGAUUCUUAUGUAUACAUCUGGAAAAAUGAAGCUGAUUGCAGACCUAACAGGACCAAAGGUGUCACUGUCACAAGUUCAUAUGAGUAUUUUCACUGUAAAGAUGUGUCAAUGGCCAUUCCUUGGCCUGGUAUGGAUGAUGCAUGGGAGAUGCAUAAUGCAUUUUCAGGAGAACAAACUGAGCUUGAUGAUGAGGUCUCAUCAGCCAAUCAUCCUCCUACUCCCGUAGAGGAGAAUUUUGGCACUGAGGGUUCACAAUCUGCUUUAGGUUGCAACAAUAGUCAACUUCAUGGAACUAUUGCAAGUGCAACUGAUAGUUAUUUUAUUGAUAGAAUUUCUGCAACAUGGCCAGAGGAAAAAAAAUUUACUGCAAGAAACCGAAGCACUCGUGUCAGUGUGGAUUUAUCAAAUGGGGUGUAUCAGAAUAUGUCAGCCUGGGGUAUGGUGAUUUUAACUUGCGGCCUUAAAGGGGAAAUUAAAACUUUCCAAAAUUUUGGAUUGCCACUUGGUAUAUAAGAGAUUAUCGAAAUACAUGCCAAUGAGCAUGGGAGAAUGAGUUGAAUAUAUCAGCUCAGUAGAAGAUAAAGGGGGAUGCAAUUGGGGGUGGUUGGACUUCAUUUUCUUCCUUAGUUGGUGAAAAUUUGUACAGAGAGAUGUUGUGUGAGAUACUAAUAGGGAUUGUUCCAUUUUUAUCCUUAUUCUUUUGCUUGUCGGAUGAAGAGAUUGGUUGCCAUUCUGAUCAGGCAUUUGAGGGGCACAAAAAAGAAUUCAAAUGAAAAACAGAAACUGUAAACAAAAAAGAAAAGAAAAAGGUACACCGGGAAUUUGGAAAUCGAUGGGUUUAUGUAAUGGGGAAAUGUAGAUUAAUGAGAAUGGGAAAAGCUUGUUGGAUUACAAAUGAUGAUUCUUUUACAUUUGUUAAUAUAGUCUUGUUCUGUAAUUCAUUCUCUUACGUUGGAAUUGUUUACAAUAAA